Molecule: messenger RNA, 726 nt
Organism: Trichomonas vaginalis G3
Lineage: Eukaryota; Parabasalia; Trichomonadida; Trichomonadidae
Product: glycine-rich protein family
Exons: 1
Coding region: 1-726 (241 amino acids)
Source: RefSeq, a predicted model, not a curated record
AUGACUCAUGGUGGUUAUGGUGGUGGUGGAUAUGCGUUUAAUUAUCAUGCUAUAGAUAAUGGUGCAGGAAGUGGAGGUGGUCAAACCGCUGUCAAAUUUUUAGAAAACGAUCUUUGGCAUCGUGUAAUUGUGAGCGGUGGUGGUGGAGGAUCUGAUAAUGUCCAACCAGAGGACCAUUUCAUGAAGAAAGAUGAUGGAUCGGCUGGCUCAGGUGGGGGAUUAUCUGGACAAGGUUUUUGGAUUGAUGGUAGAUAUAAUAAUAGCUAUUUAGCAAAUUCAACAUUUGGAUUUACUUUUGGGUCAGGCGAAUCUGCUCAAGAAUUCAUAUCCAAAAAUGAUUACGGCGUUAAAAUUAUUUCAUCUAGUUUCGAUAAACCAGGUGCAGGAAGUGGAUGGUUUGGAGGAUUUGCAAGUCAUAAUGGAAAUGGAGGUUCGGGAGGAGGAAGUUCGUGGGUUUUGUCUAAAGAUGCAGAUAUCCCAGUUGGAAAUAUUGCAGCGAAAGGACCUUUCUUCAACAUAACAGAUGAACGUCCAUACUUCUUCAGAAAAACGGAUGGAUAUCUUUUCUAUGACAUUGUUAACAUCCCAGGUGUUUGGGAAGGCAACGGUAAACUUGUCAUUACUAUAUUAGACAAACUAUCUCUUCCUUCUUGUUUCUCUGUUUGUUAUCUUCAUUUCUCAUAUCAUCUUUUAUUUGUUCUUUUCAUUAAUUCUACUUCAAACUAA